Micropterus dolomieu (smallmouth bass) is the source of this 4107-nucleotide messenger RNA. RefSeq names its product replication factor C (activator 1) 1 (gene rfc1). NCBI's taxonomy places the organism in Eukaryota, Metazoa, Chordata, Actinopteri, Centrarchiformes, Centrarchidae. Gene Ontology annotation, molecular function: ATP binding; DNA binding; ATP hydrolysis activity. Gene Ontology annotation, biological process: DNA repair; DNA replication. The coding region runs from base 131 to 3595 and encodes 1154 amino acids. Gene Ontology annotation, cellular component: nucleus; DNA replication factor C complex. The transcript has 23 exons. The record is from RefSeq and is a predicted model, not a curated record.
CAACUCCCGGUCGUGCGUCAUUUCCAGGCGACGACAGAAUCCUGCUUCGCGCCAAGCACUUGAAAGAUUUCGUUAACGUUACUUUUUUGACAACUAACUAAAACCUUAACUAGGAGGGAACCUGUACACGAUGGAUAUAAGGCGGUUCUUUGCACCGACUGCAGUCAAGCCUGCGGUGCAGAAACCAGCCCCGAAUGGAAACGUCAAAACAGAGGAGAAGAAGAAGAAGAAGAAAAAGAAGUCCCUCUCUUCAGACGAGGAACUGAAAAAGAAAGAGCCCGCCAAGGUCAAAAGCUCCAAACCAGAGGAGAAAAAACGAAAGAAGCAUGCAGUUAUAGGAUCAGACUCGGAGGAUGAGGAGCCAGCGAGGAAGUCAAAGAAAUCCCCCAAAGAGAAACAGAAGACGAGCAAGAUGGAGCCUCCUCCCAAAAAGGAUCCUGUGCAGUAUGUCUCUGAAACAGAUUCAGACAGCGACAACUUUCAGUCCUUGAAGAAGGCCUCCAAACAGAAUGGCAAGGCCAAACCGACAAAGUCAGAUGCAGCGAGCGCUCGUCCAGCAGCCAAAGAGGUAGUGAAGUCUCCCUCCUCCACACAGGGGAAAACUGUGGUGAAGUCCCCUCCUGUUCCUGUCACUCCUAAGUCAGCCCCGCCUCCUCAGCCUAAGCACACCCCCACCUCAGUACUCGACUACUUCGGCAGUGCGACUAUUCAGCGCUCGGAUAAGAAGCUCGUAGCCAGCACCAAACGAAAGGCUCCGACUCAGGACACAGACGAUCUGAUUAGUGAUGAGCAAAUUGCCAGAGAGCUACAGAUGGACGAGGACAUGGAGCUGGAAAAGCAGGUCCAUGAGGACGAGGAGUUUGCCAGAACACUAGCCAUGCUGGACGAGGAGCCUCAAGCGAAGAAGGCUCGUAAAGGCUCUGAUGAAAAACCUGCUGCUGGCAGCCCGUCAAAGAACAAUCGCAGAGGCAGCAUGUUGGAGAAUGCGAUUAGUCCGUCUCCUAAGAAGAACCCCUCUGCCGUCAAAGCCAGCUCUAAACUGGCCAUGAUAAAGAAAAAGGAUGAAGAGAGAGAUGAAGGGCCAAAGAGCAAAACACCAGUUUCGCUCACAAAAAUGAAAAUCUCUCCCAAAAAGGAGCCCCUUGCUUCGCCGAGCUCAGACAAGAAGUUCACGCCCAAAACAGGAACCACUCCUGCCACAGUUAAAAUUUCUCCCAAGAAACCAGAGAGUACGAGUCCUGACGACGCAGAGAAGAAGAAGGGUAACUCUUCAGCCUACAGGAGCUACCUUAACAGAGAUGGACCACGAGCUCUGGGCUCCAAGGAAAUCCCACAGGGUGCUGAGAACUGUUUGGAGGGCUGCGUGUUUGUGCUGACGGGGGUCCUGGAGUCCAUGGAGAGGGAUGAUGCCAAAGCCCUGAUUGAGCGCUACGGAGGCAAGGUGACGGGCAACGUCAGCAAGAAGACCACCUACCUGGUGCAGGGCAGAGACAGCGGAGUCUCGAAGUUUGAGAAGGCGCAGAGUUUUGGUACCAAGAUCCUGGAUGAGGAUGGUCUGUUGGAGCUGAUCAGAACCAAACCAGGAAAGAAGUCCAAGUACGAGAUCGCUGCAGAGGCUGAGAGCAAGGCCUCAAAGACCAGAACUCCCCCCAGCAAGACAUCAAAGAGCACCCCCAAAGCCCAGAAGAUCUCUCCCUCCAAGGGUAAUUCCAGGUCCCCUCAAACCCCGAGCCCGUCAAAGACCGGCAGGACCAGAGAUGGCGGCACUCCGUCUGGGAGAGGCUCUGGUGACACAGCCCGGAGGGAGCUGAGCCUAUCCUCCUCCACUUCUUCAUCUUCAGCCACAAGACCGUCACCCCCAUCACCAACCGAGGAGGGUGCCAGUCUCCUGUGGGUGGACAAAUACCGCCCGCGCUCUCUGAAAACUGUGAUUGGCCAGCAGGGAGACCUGAGCUGUGCUAAUAAGCUGCUACACUGGCUGCAGAACUGGCACAGACACCACAGCGGGGGCGCGUCCAAGCCACCAGGUAGCGUAGCAAGGUUUGGUAAGUUUGGAGGGAAAGAUGAUGGAUCAGGAUACAAAGCUGCUCUGCUCUCUGGACCUCCGGGGGUGGGGAAGACCACCACAGCUGCCCUGGUCUGUGAGGAGUUGGGCUUCAGCUACGUGGAGAUGAACGCCAGCUGUACUCGUAGCAAAAACAGUCUGAAGGAGGUUGUCGCAGAGUCACUUAACAACACCAGCAUCGAGAACUUCUACAAAGGCACGUCUCAGACGGUGACUAGUAAACACGUCCUGAUCAUGGAUGAGAUUGAUGGCAUGGCUGGCAAUGAGGACCGCGGAGGAAUCCAGGAGAUGAUCGGCCUGAUCAAAAAUUCGAAGAUUCCCAUCAUCUGCAUGUGCAACGAUCGGAACCACCAGAAGAUCAGAUCACUGGCCAACUACUGCUUCGAUCUGCGCUUCCAGAGGCCGCGAGUGGAACAGAUCAAGGGAGCCAUGAUGUCCAUUGCUUUCAAGGAGGGAAUCAAGAUCCCACCCCCAGCUCUUAACGAAAUGAUCCUAGCCUCCAAUCAGGAUGUCCGACAGGUGAUCCACAACUUGAGCAUGUGGUCAGCCAAAGACAAGGUGAUGACGUAUGACCAGUGCAAGUCUGACGCAGCCAAUGCCCGCAAGGACAUGAAAAUGGGGCCGUUUGAUGUUUGUCGGAAGGUGUUUGCCUUGGGAGAGGAGACCCACAUGAGCCUCAUCGACAAGUCCGACCUCUUCUUCCACGACUACUCGCUAGCGCCGCUCUUUGUCCAAGAGAACUACCUGCAUGUUCGUCCAAAGGCUGCCGGGGGUGAUCCGAAGUCCCACCUGGUGUUGCUCAGCAAGACUGCUGACUCCAUCUCCGACGGAGACCUGGUGGACAGACGGAUCCGCUCUGGACAGAACUGGUCACUGCUGCCCACCCAGGCCAUCUAUGCCAGUGUGUUACCAGGCGAGCUCAUGAGAGGCUACAUGAGUCACUACCCCACCUUCCCCAGCUGGCUCGGCAAAAACUCCUCCACCACUAAACAUUCCCGCAUCGUCCAGGAGCUGACCUCACACAUGUGUUUAAAGACGUUGAGCAGCAGGCAGGCGGUGAACCUGGAAUACCUGCACUAUCUUCGCCAGGCGCUGCUUAAUCCACUCCAGAGGCACGGAGCGGAGGGUGCCGGCGAGGCUGUGCAGCUGCUGGACGACUACCAGCUCAUCAAGGAAGACGUGGACAGCGUCAUGGAGAUCAGUGUCUGGGGCGGACAACCUGACCCCUACUCCAAACUGGACUCUAAGGUGAAGGCAGCAUUCACUCGGGCCUACAACAAGGAAGCUCACCUGACUCCGUACUCCCUGCAAGCAGUGAAGAAGGGCCGCCGAGGUGGCGGGGGGGAGUCAGAGUUGGGAGGAGAGGAUGUGGACAACGAAGUGCAGGAGUCUGAGGACGAGGGCGAGGGCCUGAAAACUGACGCCAUGAUCAAACAAAAGAAGGCCAAAGCCACCAAGGAGUCCAAGAAGGAGAAGAAGGAAGAUUCUGGGAAGGGCAAAGGCAAGGGGAAAGGCAAGGCCAAGAAAUGACCAAUGACCAGAGGAGGAAAACAAACUGUCCUGGUCUGCCUCCCUCCGCCCACACAGACUGUAAUGGGGUUUUUUUCUCCGCACUUGCAACGAUCCUUUAAUGAGCUUCAGAAAGUAGUCAAACUGGUCUUAACCUCUUCAGGUAACUCAUCUGUCCCUCAUCCAAACACUUAACUCUAACCACAGAGGCUGAGAAAUGUCUUUCCUGUUUUUUAACAACCUGUCAUGUCUCCGUCAGAGGGUCUCUAUACCGAACAAAUGAUGCAUAUUAUCUGCUCGUUCCACCCAUUAUCAUGUCUGUACACCUCUGUAGUAACGUGUCUCAGCAGGAGUAUCGUGCAUUUCUUCCAUCAUCAGUUUGUAGUCCAGGAGUUUGAGGCUGUAAAUAAUGUGACUCCUAUGUAAAAGACUGUUACUUUUUGCUACAACUAUGAUACAGAAAUGCUUUAGCAGCACUUGUAAAUUGCAAUUUUGUAAAAAUUUCAUGAGGAUUAAUAGAGAAAUAUGUCGCU